AUGGCCAAUUUUUUCAAGCGGCAGUUUACUACUUACCAGUACCCAGUCAAAGAGAUCAACCAGAAAAUUUUGUGGAUCGACACAAAUACAAACACUAACCUUGGCGCCAUGACCAAGGCUUCCGUCAGCUCCGUUCUCCAUUGUCCUCCGCCGCCAUACCCGAAAUCUGUUGGAUUAGCCCCUCUCACCACCAAAGAAGAGCCGCCGAUGCACUCCCAUUUUUCGGAUGAAACGCUGAAAUAUGCGACGAUCCGUCGCUCGUACUCCGUUCGCUACCGAAACGCCUCACGCUUCUAUUGA
Molecule: messenger RNA, 300 nt
Organism: Oikopleura dioica
Lineage: Eukaryota; Metazoa; Chordata; Appendicularia; Copelata; Oikopleuridae
Source: the annotation of a GenBank genome assembly